AUGGCAUGCCACUCGACCUUGUCUGCACGCCGGUUCUUGUCUUCCCGGACUGGCAUUGAGUGCCAGCAGGACACGCUGGGAGGCACGGCAACAACAGCAUGUGCUCAUCUGAGAUUGACCACAAGCUACUUUUACGUUGCCCGUCUGAGUGAUAACCCCAAUCCUCGUAGUGAUGAUACACAUCUACGCGCGUUGCGAGGUCGUGAAACGGCAAUGGCAGCCGGGUACCUCCGCCAUCCCCCCUCGCAUGACCGCAUCGACGACGCCUGCCUGACCCGAGCGAUGCCACCCGCAAACUCGAGAGCCAUCAGUCCCAUCGCAGAAUCUGCGUCGCGCGCUGCCACCCCUCCGUCGUAUCUGGUGGCGCUGCGUGAGUUGGAGAGCCCCGUCUCCAGCUCCGUCCUCAACCUCGCGGCCACACUAACCACCCAGGCCGAAGACGACGCCGACGCCGAGAACGUGCGGUUCCUGCGGUCGCCCCUGGAUCCCCAAGACGAAUGGCGGACGGAGAAUGCGCGGGAGCGGUUGCGGCGGACUUCGGAGGAGCAGAGCGACGAUAGAGAGCGCCACGACAGAUUCCGCCGCGUCAUGAGCCGGCUGAGUCGACAACACGAACCUCCAGCCUACGGCGACCGCAUACCGAGCCAGAACAACCUGUACGACUGGUCCCCCGCAAACGAAGCAGACGGCGACGAGGAGCUAGAACAGCUGUUGCAAGAGCUGGGCCAGCGGCAGCCAAGCACCCACCCCGACAUACUGCGCGAGCUGGCUCGCUCGCAGUUGGAUGCUGAGCGGGAGUCACGGCGCGCAUAUUCGUCGAGGCUCCUGAGCUCUAACCAGCCGUCUCAGACGUCAGAGAGCUCGCUAAGGUCUGCAGCAAUCUUGCAGUCUGUUCGAAGACACCCCAGGUUCUCAGCCCGCACGCGAGACUAUAUGCAUCGGUACAUUUCUGACAGAGACUCUGCGGAUAGGGCGACGCAGGAUGGCGAAUCGAGAGAUCGCCGGAGCCCCUCCCGCUCCGCCACGACCAGCACGGGUUUGGGAGAGCGCAGCCGUUACGAAGCCAGCCGCCACGCAUGGCAGGCGCAGCAGCAGUUACAGCGGUCGGACCGGGACCGAGCCAUCGUGGACCGGAGCCUAGAAAGAUAUCGUGUGGCGCGAAGAGACUACCGCCGCGAGUAUCUCGAGAACCCUUCGAGUUGCCCCGCCUCCUCAUCUCCACGGCUGGAACAGACUAUCAAGUACCUCUCCCGGCUUCGAUCUUCCAACUCUUACGAAGACAGCCUCGGGUUCGCUGUGGAUGGCGGCUUUGUGAGCAAGGACUUCUUUGGCGAUGAUCACGAGGACUUCGUUUUGGACACCAGCACCAUCUUUCCACCUGCUGAGACGUCCUGGUUGGCACCGGGAGCGGUCCUCUCUGGAUCGCAGCAUGCUACCAAUGUGACUUCAACUGUGACUCCGGCUGCCGCCGUCAGGGGGGAUUCAAUAUAUCGCUCUCGGAAUACCGAUUCUGCAGCUCCUAUGCUUUUCGACGGCGCACGUCCAUCGCUAAGCCAUAACUACAUACCGCCAUAUCGCCGGUCCGGUGAAGUGGUAACAACUUCCUCUCCCCAACAGGAUCGCUGGCCCGUCAAAGUCACAAUACACGCUGUAGAUUACGACACCAUGAGCUUAUCUGCAACUAUGGAAGCAUACAACGUUCCGUCACACCCACAAACCUUUGUCGGCAUGCUCAGCAGUGCCAACAACUCUGCCUCCUCUGAUAACCCCACUCCAAUACGAACAUCGAGCAUAACUACCUAUCUAGAAGGCGAGAUUCUCGACUUCCGAACCCACACCUUUCUAACCGAAUCCUUUAAAUCAAGCCCUUUAAUCGACGCUACAUACUGGAGGAAACUGCCACCCUUCUCCAAUCUCACGGACGACGAAUUAGUCCACAAGCUCGUCUCGCAGCGAUGGAUGGAGCAACUUAGCCAAGAAUGGAUCCUCAUGCGAUGGAAAGAACGAUGCUUCGUGAAGAACACACGCGCGUUCAACUCUGCCAGCUCCACGCCCACAGACUUGCACCCGCGGAAUUUCCUCAACCCCGAAGACGAUGUCACUGAGGAUGGCUGCGGACUCACCAUCUCGGGUUUCUACUACGUCUGCCUCCGGCGCAGCGAUGGUGCUGUGGAAGGCUUGUAUUAUGACCCACAGACCUCGCCGUAUCAGCACCUUAAGCUCGUGCCAGUGAGCGGGGGGGUGUUUCCGAAAUGGCAGUUUAGGUAG
Molecule: messenger RNA, 2268 nt
Organism: Mytilinidion resinicola
Lineage: Eukaryota; Fungi; Ascomycota; Dothideomycetes; Mytilinidiales; Mytilinidiaceae
Exons: 4
Coding region: 1-2268 (755 amino acids)
Biological process (GO): negative regulation of gluconeogenesis; protein catabolic process in the vacuole; protein targeting to vacuole
Cellular component (GO): GID complex; extrinsic component of membrane
Source: RefSeq, a predicted model, not a curated record